AACUGUCUUCAAUGGAUUACUGCUUAACAUCUCUCACCAAAAUUUCAAUUUCCACCAUUUUUGUUGCCAUCUUGCUUUCUUCAUUCAGCUUCACUCUCACAGAAGCCUACGAUGCACAAGACCCAAAUGGAAACAUCACAAUCAAGUGGGAUGUUAUGAAUUGGACCCCUGAUGGUUAUGUUGCCGUUGUUACAAUAUACAACUUCGAGCAAUACCGCUACAUUUCACCUCCUGGGUGGACCUUAGGUUGGACCUGGGCCAAGAAAGAGGUAAUAUGGUCCAUGUUGGGCGGUCAAGCCACCGAGCAAGGAGACUGUUCAGUAUUUAAAGGUGCAGUACCACACUCCUGCAAGAAAACUCCAACCGUCGUAGAUUUGUUACCAGGGGCCCCUUACAAUCAGCAGAUUGCGAAUUGUUGUAAAGGAGGUGUUCUUAGCGUACGGGGCCUAGAUCCCAACAACUAUAUCAGCUCAUUCCAGCUUAGUGUUGGCAUAGCCGGAACCACCAACAAAACGGUCAAGUUACCUAAAAACUUCACCUUGCUUGCACCCGGACCUGGCUACACCUGUGGACCCGCUAUUGUUGGUAAACCAACAAAGUUCAUUACUCCAGAUGGAAGAAGAGUAACUCAAGCAAUGAUGACAUGGAAUGUUAUAUGUACAUAUUCGCUACGUUUGGCUGGAAAACCCCCUUCUUGUUGUUCAUCUCUCAAAUCUUUCUACAACGGGACAAUUGUUCCCUGCAAUACAUGUACAUGUGGAUGUCGUAACAAUGCUUAGAAGUUGAGUAAAAAGCUCACCAUAUGUUGAUGGUGAUACUUGUUGGAGAAUAAUUCAAAUCAUGUGGCCAUUGAUAUCCUGGCUGUUUAAUUGCAGUUGAAGUAAUCUUAAUAAUGUUGUUUUAGUCUAUUUCAUUACCUUUUGUAAUCGUAUUCGAUAUUUAAACUUUACUGAGUGAUGAAUAAACUUAACUUAUUCUAGCAUUCUAACAA
This is a messenger RNA of Helianthus annuus (common sunflower), 991 nucleotides long. Its product is annotated as protein COBRA. The record is from RefSeq and is a predicted model, not a curated record. Bases 12 to 779 code for a protein of 255 amino acids. The transcript has 5 exons. Gene Ontology annotation, cellular component: plasma membrane. NCBI's taxonomy places the organism in Eukaryota, Viridiplantae, Streptophyta, Magnoliopsida, Asterales, Asteraceae. Gene Ontology annotation, biological process: cellulose microfibril organization; plant-type cell wall cellulose biosynthetic process.